Messenger RNA from Coniophora puteana RWD-64-598 SS2, 1953 nucleotides. RefSeq lists its product as uncharacterized. The record is from RefSeq and is a predicted model, not a curated record. Lineage: Eukaryota; Fungi; Basidiomycota; Agaricomycetes; Boletales; Coniophoraceae. The transcript is spliced from 3 exons. Bases 1 to 1953 code for a protein of 650 amino acids.
AUGCCUCCACCUCAUCUUGUUUGUGCUGCAUUUGAUUAUGCCACUCAGAUCCCCUCCCAACACCUUCUUGGUGUGCUUAACCAUGAAGUGCCCGCUUUUGACCUUAUCAACGCGCCCAUUCCCCCAUACCAAAAGCCCUCACUGCUUCCUGACAUUCCUGUCUUCUUGCCUCAACCUCCAGAUCCUCAUCUCCUUGGUCCUCUUUCAAUUCCCAUCCCAUCGUUCGCUCCCUCACUCGACCGUGCAGCUCUAUGGGUAGAAUGGGAACAGGGCAAUCGUAGUCUUGCCCUUGAUAUCAGUGACUUGACCUACCAUCUCCCCUUCUGGCUCCCCCUCCUGUGGAUAUGUAUUCUACCGGCAACACAAGCCAAGGACAUGUGGGUGGCCACCUACGAGUGGGCACAAACCAAUAUCACUGCCACAUUAAUGCUGCCGAUAUUUGCUCACAUCCCCCCUGCUAUUGAUGCCUUCUUCCACACGGUUGGUUGGGACACUUGCAUUCUGGAUGGCCAACUCAGCACUCUCAACGUCAUCGACCUCUUCUCAGACUGGUGGCUUGCAGGAUCACUUGUAGAUCAUGUCACAAACAUGAUCCGGUCCUGGACUCACACAUAUCCAGUACAGUGCAGCUUGCUCAUUGACAACCUCAACUUUCAGGUACCUUUCCACCCUCCCAUCUCCAAGCUUGUUUUAUGGAACAAUUUUGAUGCUCCCCAUGCAAGGCACCUGUCACACAUCCACAAUGUCACCAAGGAGUUCAAGUCCGGUGGCUAUGAGGGCAUCAUCUGCCCCUUGUUUGAUUACUGGCACAGCCACUACACUGCUGCCAUCUUGGAUGCGCGUACCGAGACGGUCUACACUGGUGAUUCAAUCCGCAGCCAACCAUUUGGCUCCAUCGACCCUCAUGAUCUUGGUGGGUUCCAACACUUCAGCACGAAGAUUGGCAUGGAUGUCACAUCCAUGCCCAGCAAGCUCCACUGUUCUAUUCAGGACAACAACUUUUCGUGUGGUGUUGUGACUUGGAACACUAUUGAGCACUUUUUCCAGGUGUGCACCCCUGGGAUCCAUCCACCAAGAAUGCAGAGCGUGUUGAGUACGCAUUGGUGCUUGUUUCCCAGCCCAGAAGUUGCUAUAGCUUGCUGUGACAGUGACUCUAGUGACGGCUACAGUAGUGAUGGCCAUGAUAGUGAUGACUUCAGCAGCUACGACAGCGACAUCAGCACUGACCAUGACCACAGCAGCAGCAGUGAUGACAAUCUUGGUGAAGAACUUGACAGCAGCACAUCCACACCCACUUCACUCCCGCACCCAUCGCAGCCCACCAAACUCACAAAAACAAACCUCAGAACCUUUUUUCUAAAACUCUCUGAGGCAGCAGUCAAGGCUUUGCAUCAGCCCAGGCCAGAACUCAUUGCUGAUGUAGAGGAUCACCUACAGAAAGCAGAGCAUGAAGCAAAUCUCCGUGACAAGAUCCGCAAGAAGCAGAGGACUGCAAAGGACACAAUGCAAAAACAGGUCUACCGUGCCUGUCUCAAGGCUAAGAAGGAGGUGUUGGUUCAAUGCACAUCCCCUCCUCCUACUGCCCCGCAUGCAGUCUCGAUACCGACCCUGGACGAUUCAAGACCAUCUCCACAGCUCAAGCAAGUGGCCAAGAAAUGUAAUCCCCAUGGUCGCAAGCGCAAACAUACAAGAAACCCAGCCUGGCGAUACAAAUGGAGCAGCCCCACCAUGUUCCCGUACAUCAACGCAGCAGCACAUGCUGUUGGUGGUAACUGGGAACCAAAGAAGAUUCACGAUCACCUCAUGGCUGGCCCACUUUGGAAGGUGUUCAAACGUCUAUGGGCACAGACCAUUGGGAAAUGGAUAGAGCACCCUGAGGAUGGAUCUGGGCUGCGUUGGAAAGACCAGUCCUCACACAGGUGGCCUUGGGCAAUCUGGCUGAUGGAAAGGUGA